This is a messenger RNA of Trematomus bernacchii (emerald rockcod), 1234 nucleotides long. RefSeq lists its product as uncharacterized. NCBI's taxonomy places the organism in Eukaryota, Metazoa, Chordata, Actinopteri, Perciformes, Nototheniidae. The coding region runs from base 10 to 1053 and encodes 347 amino acids. The record is from RefSeq and is a predicted model, not a curated record. Gene Ontology annotation, biological process: response to bacterium. The transcript is spliced from 5 exons.
UUCAACAAGAUGACGUCUCCAAAGUUGGUCUUAUAUUUGACGUGUUUGUUCUUGGGAACAAUCGGUCAGACGACUGAUCGGAAAAUAUCUUCAAGUGUUCGUCAAGAGAAACGUUUUAUAUCUGCUAAUGCUGGAGAAAAUGUGACUUUGCCAUGCUACAUUGAAGAUGGUGAUAAAGAUUGGUUUUACUGGUACAAACAAACUCUGGGACAGAAACCAAAGCUCAUCUCUACCGCCUAUACGUAUAAUCCAAGACCCACUUUUUAUCAUGAGUUUAAGAACAAUUCACGCUUCACACUUGAUCACGGAAAAAGUAGAAAUCACUUGACAAUUUUGAACUUGCACAUAUUGGACUCAGCUACUUACUACUGUGCAUUUGCCCCUCGAAUUAUUUUGAAUUUUGAAGAAGGCACUACAAUCAGUGUCAAAGCUUCUGGUUUGAGCACCCCACCUUCGGUCCAUCAGUCAGCAUCUGAGAUCAUCCAGUCAAGAGACUCUGUGACUCUGAACUGUACAGUACACACUGGCAGCUGUGAUGGAGAACACAGUGUUUACUGGUUCAAAAACUCUGAAGACUCUCCAGGACUCCUUUACACCCGUGGAGGCAGUAAUGAUCAGUGUGAGAGGAAACCCAACACACAAACACACACCUGUGAAUACAACCUGCCAAUGGAGAACCUGAAUAUUUCUCAUGCUGGGACCUACUACUGUGCUGUUGCCUCAUGUGGACAUAUACUGUUUGGAAAUGGGACCAAGCUGGAAUUAGAAGAUGAGGUCGACUCUCUUGUGUAUUUCUUGAGUGGAGCUUUAGCGUUCAACUCCAUUCUGGUUGUUUUACUGGCUUUCUUAGUGUACACGAUGAAAAAGAGAAACAACUGUCAAUCAAUGGAGUCUGAAGCAAGAUUAUCAACUCCCCCUACAGCAAAUGCAGAGGGUUACCAGGAUGCAAGCAGCCUCCAUUAUGCUGCUGUAAGUGUCAAUGUGCCCAACAGAUCAAGACGACAGAGGAACAUCCCCAACGAUGAAUGUGUGUACUCUGGUGUCAAGCUGUAGACAAACCAUGUUUCAUUACUUUUGUUAAUCAAAAUUGGAUUAGUGAUGUUUGAAAAGUGAUAUAGAUUUUAAAGUAGAUUUUAUAAUGUUGUGCUUUAUAUGUUUUCUUAUGUCCAUUGUAUCUCCUCAGUAUUCAAAACUGACUCAAAUAUUAAAUGGACACUUUGGUCUUGAUACAAUA